Molecule: messenger RNA, 972 nt
Organism: Peronospora matthiolae
Lineage: Eukaryota; Oomycota; Peronosporomycetes; Peronosporales; Peronosporaceae
Source: the annotation of a GenBank genome assembly
AUGCGCAUCGUUCUCGUCAUUUCACUAGCUGCUGCAGCUCUCGCCGAGAGUGCGUCGUCGUCCACGCUAAAUGCGGCGUCUCCAGUUUCUGCAGUUGACGGUCAAGACGUUGGGUCUGUCAAGACGGGGUACUUGCGAUCUGGUGUGCCGGAUGAAGGCAGGACGCUCAGUUUUCCCGCCGUUACCGACAAUCUGCAGUCACUGACGAACAAAGUUGGUAGCCUUGUUUUCUCUAUCGAGCAUCGUGCCGAAAAACGGUUUGUCGAGGCGAAUAUAAAAACGAUCAUGAAACCCGACUUCUUCAAUUCACAAAUCUUCCGACAGUUUCGUGAAAUUGUGCAAGGAAAAACCAAGGUGAGGGAUCCGAACAGGGUAAUGCUGGAUCUGCUGUUGCCUUUGCAUGAAGACAAAGUUGCUUUGGCUAGAAGGCUGGAAGCUGACCUUAGGAUGGAAGCAUGGAAAUUUAACGCUGCCCUUCAGGCAGGGGGGGUGAAGGUUGUCGAGAGGUACGAGGCCCGUGACUUGCUCAACACUUUGAUGAGUGUUAUGGUGGAAGAGAGCAAGUCCAUAAACGACAUAUUUAGCGCAAAACUCAGACUUGGUGCCAUACCGGAGGAUGAAGAUGCAAUAUGGGACCUCGCCAUCUUGACCAAAUUCGUCAAACUGUACGACCUGCACAAACCCAAGGAGCGCGAGACUUUGCUGAAAAAGAAGUUGCCGCUACUGUAUGAAGGAGAAGAUGUGUUAAAUCAGAUCAAGCUACCGGAGGAGCCGAAUCCGAUGCUGGACCGACUGGGACGUAAACUAUUUCCAAUGUGGCUGGCGCAAGAGAAGAAGCCUGAUGACGUGGAGAUGCUUCUUCAGGCGAAGAACACCGAAAGUUUGUUCAGCGCUGCCUCGAAACUGUAUCAAAGGUACGAGGUUGUUUAUAAACAACUCGAACCGAAUCUCAUAACGAAGGAAAAGCUUUAG